AUGACGAAAAAACCAAGAAUAUACACUACAACAUCUUUGCCAACAUCCGAAAUCCCUAUCCAGUCUGACUACGAUCCAGAUAUGGAGUUCUACAAUAAAAUAAGCAUGGCAUGUGCAAUGAUUGAUCUGAUCCUUCAAUCACUCACAAUCUUUGUAAACAUUAUUCAUUUAUCGGUCUUGUCACAAAAAGAGUUACGUGGAUUGUCUAUUUAUCUUAUUAUGAUAUGGAUUGCUCUUCUAGACACAACUAACUUCUGCAUCUGGGUUUUCAACAAUCUGGACAUGUUUUUUAGAAUUCUUUCAAUUCCAGGAACUCCAUGCUUGAGUUACGAAUUCACUGAAUUCACUCCAUAUAACUUUUUCACUGCUGAAGCUAACUUCAUCAGUCAGAGACUAUCCACACUCCUUUCUUUGUUAAUGGCGUUAACCAGAACUUUAUCUGUUAGAUUUCCGGUGAAUAAUUUGGUUCAAAGCAUGACUUCUUGCAAGAUGACGUUGAGAGUAAUGGUACUCUUGCUUUUGGUAUUCAUGGGAAUCUCUUUCUGGCCAUUGAUAUCGUUGAAGAAAUUGUGGUUGCCGGAUUAUGUAAACUCUUUCUGCACUCUAUCCCCUGCAGAACUUAAUGCCACUGGGUAUGUAUGGGCAUUUCCAAAAUCAGUUACUAACGCUAUCGAUGUUUCCACUAUUUUUGAUAAGAUUUUCAUGAAAUUUCUCCCGGCUAUCGGCUAUCCAAUUCUUACAAUUCUAUUAAUCUUGGAGCUUAUAAAAGUGAAGAAACGGAGAUCCAAAAUGCAGAAUAAUGAAUCGAAGGAUAAUACCACUGGUCUUAUUCUUUUCAUGACCAUCAGUUUCAUGUUAUCUGAAGGAACUGCUGCAGUUCAAGGGAUACUUAUAUACAAUCACGAAUGGUUCGAUGAUGAGAAAGUAGUCAAUGCUAUCGCAUUCUCUUCUUAUCCGAUUUAUAACCUGCGGUCUUUGAACGAAUUCUCUCACUUCUUUGUGUGUUACUUCUUGUCUUCACGAUAUCGGGAUACCUUAUAUCGAAUUAUGUGUUGUUGUCAGGAGAAGUCUAAAAGGAAUAAUGCUCACAAUUCUACUGCAAUCGACGAAUCAAUAAGUACAGAAUCAGCAUAUGAUGGUGACAAGUCGAAAGAUUCUGAAAUGAUGGGAGAUGAUGAGAACAGAAGAUUGUCCAAUGAAAGAAGUUCGUCGUCCUGUGAUUCGAUGAGAAAAGCAUCACAUAUUUUUCGACUGAUCAGAGUGAAUUUAAUGCAAAUUGUGGAUCAGCUGACAAAUAACGGCCCGGAGGUCUCUGCAAUUCCACUACCAACUUCACAAUCUUCUGCAACUCAUGAGAAUCUUGUAUCAAAUAACAGAUUAGAAUCGAGUGAAGGCCUCAUAAUUACACAUGAUGCUAUUAUUGAUCAAAAUACGACGAUUCCUUCUAUACAAGUGAUCCCGAUGGAAGCUGAACCGCUGAACCAAGAGCCUGCUCGCAGUUCUGAGCAUUAUUCAUCUUCGUUUCAAUUCGAGGAUAUUGACUACAGUGUAACCAGAGCCAGAGCCAUCAGUCCGAGAGAUCUGACCACAUAG
Molecule: messenger RNA, 1593 nt
Organism: Caenorhabditis remanei
Lineage: Eukaryota; Metazoa; Nematoda; Chromadorea; Rhabditida; Rhabditidae
Exons: 4
Coding region: 1-1593 (530 amino acids)
Cellular component (GO): membrane
Molecular function (GO): G protein-coupled peptide receptor activity
Source: RefSeq, a predicted model, not a curated record